Molecule: messenger RNA, 180 nt
Organism: Gloeophyllum trabeum ATCC 11539
Lineage: Eukaryota; Fungi; Basidiomycota; Agaricomycetes; Gloeophyllales; Gloeophyllaceae
Exons: 2
Biological process (GO): translation
Cellular component (GO): mitochondrion
Source: RefSeq, a predicted model, not a curated record
AGAACCAUCAUCGUGCGCCUCGUAUCGACAGCGCAGACAGGUUUCUUCUACACGACUCAGCGGUUGCGCCAAGGACCGAAACUGUCUGCAGUAAAAUAUGACCCGAAAGGCGAGUCCUGCUGCUGCUCUAGGUUGAAGCAACGGGUACUGUUCGUGGAGAGCAAGAAGACGAAGAAAUAG